UCAAACGCUGGCAACGCAUCCCAAUUAGCAAAUGUCAUAAACUGUGGUAACGGUCUGUCAAAUGGUCUGUCGUCGCAGAUCAGUCACCCUCACCCGCACUCACACGCGUUGGGCCUACACUUCGGCACAUCGUUUCCGUGGGCGGCGGCCGCCAGAGGAAAGCCGAGGCGAGGGAUGAUGAGGAGAGCCGUCUUCUCGGACGCCCAGCGCCAGGGACUCGAGAAACGCUUUCAGAUCCAGAAAUACAUCUCAAAACCUGAUCGCAAGAAACUCGCAGAAAAGCUGGGAUUAAAAGACUCUCAGGUAAAGAUAUGGUUUCAAAACCGACGCAUGAAAUGGCGUAACUCGAAAGAGCGGGAACUCCUAUCUUCCGGUGGGACACGAGAGCAGACCCUUCCCACCAAAAACAAUCCAAAUCCAGAUCUGAGUGAUCCGAUCACAAUCGCCGCGGCGUCGACCACACGAUCACAAUAUACUAAUGGAAACAACGCGUCGAUCGCAACCGACAAAGACGGUCAGCCCAUGUCUCACAUCAACUACUCGCCGGUCAUGUCGUUAUCUAACUAUGAUAUGAGUGCAAACCGAUUGCAGUUAAUUGACAAUCAAAUGCAAACCGACGACUCCGAUGAUGACGAUGAGGAUGAGGAUGACAGCGACGUCGAGAUCAAAGUGAACGACGAUUAA
Oppiella nova is the source of this 684-nucleotide messenger RNA. NCBI's taxonomy places the organism in Eukaryota, Metazoa, Arthropoda, Arachnida, Sarcoptiformes, Oppiidae. The record is from the annotation of a GenBank genome assembly.